Megalobrama amblycephala (Wuchang bream) is the source of this 2242-nucleotide messenger RNA. RefSeq lists its product as uncharacterized. Lineage: Eukaryota; Metazoa; Chordata; Actinopteri; Cypriniformes; Xenocyprididae. Gene Ontology annotation, molecular function: protein binding. The coding region runs from base 299 to 2242 and encodes 647 amino acids. The record is from RefSeq and is a predicted model, not a curated record. The transcript has 6 exons.
UGUCAGUCAGAAAGUACUCUCCGACUUAAAAGUAUUCAUUGCUGCCAAAGAGACAAAUGAAGAUCCAAAGCAAUCCAAAUUCAUUGCUGCAUUUCUACCUGAUGAUAGUUUUCCAGAAUACUCUGUGCAAUUUUAUCAUGAUGGUAGGAUUGUGAGUAAUAAUGUGAAGCUAGGAACAAAACCAAAUCUUGCCCAAAUAGUUCAGAUAAAGCACACCAGUGUUUCUCUGAAACUGAAUCAACCACAAACCAAAAACAAGAGAUAUGUGGUAGAGACCAGGGCUUUAAAUGAUGGUGGAAUGAACAACAACACAUGGAAACAGAUAAUUGUUUAUACCAACAUUUUCAAGGAAAUCUGUUUGAUUUUAAAUCAUCAAUAUCAGUCCGGCCAUCAAUAUCAGCUGAGGUAUUCAGUUAUUGAGCAGGACUGUAUGAGCAACUUUAGUAGGAUUAUGAACUUUCAGACAGCUGUUGCAGCAACACCUGGUCAACCCCUUGUGAAUAAGCUGAACAAAGACACUCUCAGAGUCACCUGGUUGAAAGCUGAAACUGAUGAAGAUUGUCCAGUGCUGCAGUAUAUGGUUGAGUAUAAAGAAGCAGGACUGGAGGGCUGGUCAUCAGUACUAACUCAAGGACCUCAGUGUGAAUGUACUUUAACUGUACCUCAUAGCACCUGCUAUAGAGUCAGAGUCUCUGCUGUCUAUGAGGACAUCACCAGCAAACCUAGUGAGGAAACACCAGUACCGGUUGAUGUCUGGAUCAUAAAGCUCUCAGAGAGAAAGAGCUCCAUCCUCCUAGAAGUGCUGAAACUCCAAACAGAGAAGAAACCAGUAGAGCUGAUAGACUGGACAGAUGAAGAGAGUGAAGUGAGGGGAUUCCUCCAGUGUCUGCCCUACAUCUCCCAGCUCAGAUUUGUUGUACCACAGAAUAAAACAGCUGAAUCAUGGCAGAAAAGAAAGAGAUUAUUUAUGCUGGAUUUGUGUCUUCAAGCUGCUCUCCACCAAAAAAAGAAAAUAAAAAAAACUGUGAAGAAACUGCUGUCAUCUGUGCUUUAUGAGAAAUGUGGUUUCCUGCUGGAUCUGUGUUCACAUGUGAAGGACUAUGAGACUCAAACAGGCAGGAGUGUCCUUCCAGCAUUACAGCCAAUUUAUCAGUUGUCAGCUCCUGCAGUCUGGAUCAUAAACCUCUCAGAGAGAAAGAGCUCCAUCCUCCUAGAAGUGCUGAAACUCCAAACAGAGAAGAAACCAGUAGAGCUGAGAGACUGGACAGAUGAAGAGAGUGAAGUGAGGGGAUUCCUCCAGUGUCUGCCCUACAUCUCACAGCUCAGAUUUAUUGAACCACAGAAUAAAACUGCUGAAUCAUGGGAGAAAAGAAAGAGAUUAUUCAUACUGGAUUUGUGUCUUCAAGCUGCUCUCCACCAAAAAAAGAAAAUAAAAGAAACUGUGAAGAAACUGCUGUCAUCUGUGAAUUAUGAGAGAUUUGAUUUCCUGCUGGAUCUGUGGUCACAUGUGAAGGACUAUGAGACUCAAACAGGCAGGAGUGUCCUUCCAGCAUUACAGUCAAUUUAUCGUUCAGCUCCUGCAGUCUGGAUCAUAAAGCUCUCAGAGAGAAAGAGCUCCAUCCUCCUAGAAGUGCUGAAACUCCAAACAGAGAAGAAACCAGUAGAGCUGAUAGACUGUACAGAUGAAGAGAGUGAAGUGAGGGGAUUCCUCCAGUGUCUGCCCUACAUCUCACAGCUCAGGUUUGAUGACAUUUUCUACAGGAAGAAGGAACCUGCUGUAAAGUUUCUGCUGAAUCUCUUUGUUUCAGCAUCAGAGUGUGAUGCAAAUAAAGGAAAUAAAGAAAAUUACACUGAUCUGUUAAUAGAUGUGUGCAGCUACACAUCAUUCCCCUGUAGUGACAACUGCACUAACCGUCACCCUGACCAGUGUGAUUUCCUGCUGGAUCUGUGUUCACAUGUGAAGGACUAUGAGACUCAAACAGGCAGGAGUGUCCUUCCAGCAUUACAGACAAUUUAUCGUUCAGCUCCUGCAGCCUGGAUCAUAAAGCUCUCAGAGAAAAAGAGCUCCAUCCUCCUAGAAGUGCUGAAACUCCAAACAGAGAAGAAACCAGUAGAUCUGAGAGACUGGACAGAUGAAGAGAGUGAAGUGAGGGGAUUCCUCCAGUGUCUGCCCUACAUCUCACAGCUCAGGUAUAGAUACUUUAUCCCCCGAGAACCAGAAACCAGUCCAGAUCCUGAAUGA